AUGAGACAGAGAAGCGGAUGCAAAGCUUGUCGUGAGCGUCACAUCAAAUGCGUGAAGCUGCGCGACUCGGAAAAAUGCAAAUAUUGCACUGAGCGCAAAAAGCCAUGCAUUCGCGGCAAUGCUUUUCGCUUCCGACCUGUCACGGCGGUCAAGUUCAACGCCGGCGAAGACAUAGGAUCCGCUGAACAGUCCCUUGAAUUCCAGGUGGGACAGCAGUGGGUUGAUAUUCCAAGCUCAUUGCACUUUGUUGAGCCGAACAAGGACAGCGAUGACGAAGAAGAGUACGAAGCUGGGCCGGAAAGCGAAGCGAAUCCCGAAAGCACGCCCAACACUCUUGACGUUGCAUCAAAAGCCCGGCGGCAAAACUCGAAUUUGAACAGAGUGUCUAGCGAAAGCCGACUGGCGUCGACGUACGAUGACCUAACCUCGUUCGCGGACCUUCCAACCUCAGGUUUCAAUGACACUAGCGAUCUGCCUUCCAUCCACGAGGUCUUGAACCCUCAAGUCCCAUCGUCCUUGGUCGGUGUCACUAGUGGUAUCAGCAAUAGUACGCCGCAAAGUGUUCGCGCCGUCUCUUCAAUAAGCCAACUAGUAAACACAAAUUGGCAGGCGAGCCCCGGAUCACUUCAACGUCUGUCACAGUCCCCGGGUCUAUCGAAGAAGAGCCCUUUCGGAUCGAUUAACAAUAAUCAAUCUCCUUAUAACUCUACGGCAUUCAGUCCUUCCUCAGCGCCAACACUCAGGUGGCCCGUGAACAACGCACACGAAGCCCGUCUCCUCCAUCAUUACCUCUUCUUUUGCACCUCGUGGAUCGAUGUGUGUGACUCACGGCGGCACUUUGCUACUGAGGUACCAAAACGCGCAGCCCACUUCCCCGUCAUUCUCAAUGGCAUACUGGGUGUUGCUGCAAGACACUCCUGGCUGAUGGGCAAGGCCGUAGAAGACGUGUCGCAGCCUUAUGUAGAUCAGUGCUUACAGGCGCUAAUCGUAGCACUUGAGGACCCACUGGCACAUUGGGAUGAGAACUUCCUCAUAGCCGUUAUCCUGCUUCGGCUUCACGAAGAGAUGGGCGAUGCCGACGAACACUGCCACCACCUCGGUACUGCCCGUAUACUAAACAGUAUCUCCUCCUUCGCCGCAGACGGUGGCCUCCGCGAAUCAGCAUCCUGGGUUUCUCUCCGCCAACACAUCUACGUCUCUCUCACGACUCAAAAGCCGCUCAACCUAAGCCUCGAUAACUACCGCCACUCAGCUGUGUUCAGCGAGUUUGACGACGAAAGCUGGGCGAAUCGCAUCAUAUUCCUGUUCGCCGUCGUCCUGCAAACUGUCUUCGGAGGCACAAAUAAUGGCAGCGAAAACAUCAGCCGCGAAACAUGGAAAGAACUGAACGAUGAAGUCGAGGAAUGGGAGCGGACGAAGCCCUGGACUUUCUCGGCCUUCCAUGUCGAACCCGAUGCGGGCGACAAGUUUGAUGGAAGCUGGCCCGAACUGCUCUGUCCACAGGGGAUCGUGGCAGUCGGGCUGCAGUAUUACCACCUUUGCAAGAUACUGCUCACGAUAUACUCGCCUAACGCGUCAUUAGUCGGGCUGGCAGGUGUUCGGGCUAGGAAAUCUACCGACGCGGCUGUUCGCAAGCACAUGAGGAUAACCAUAGGGUAUGGCGUGAGUAACAGUCAUUGUGGUAAUGCUAUGUUCCAGGGUAGUCACAUCUUGAGUGCAUGUGGAGCUUAUAUCAUCGAUCCGCGGGAGCAGCAAGCUUGUGUAGAAUAUUUGGAACAGUUGCAGAGACUGAUAGGGUGGAGGACAGAUGGCGUCUUGAGGGAUCUUCGAGAGCAAUGGGCUUUUUGA
Alternaria infectoria is the source of this 1848-nucleotide messenger RNA. RefSeq lists its product as uncharacterized. Gene Ontology annotation, molecular function: transcription cis-regulatory region binding; DNA-binding transcription factor activity, RNA polymerase II-specific; zinc ion binding. Gene Ontology annotation, biological process: positive regulation of transcription by RNA polymerase II. The transcript has 5 exons. NCBI's taxonomy places the organism in Eukaryota, Fungi, Ascomycota, Dothideomycetes, Pleosporales, Pleosporaceae. Gene Ontology annotation, cellular component: nucleus. The record is from RefSeq and is a predicted model, not a curated record. The coding region runs from base 1 to 1848 and encodes 615 amino acids.